CAGGCGGGCAGGCGAGGCAGGCGGAGCAGCGGCGGCGGCGGCGGCCUUCCAGAGCAAGCGCGGCCAUGUGGCGAAGGAAGGCCACCUUCACCGUCGGCGGGGCUGAGAGGCCGCGCCUGGCCCUCGCCGCCCUUGGCUUCCCCGAGGAGAAGGCCGGAGCUGAGCCUCCCUUCGAUGAUUCUGACUGGCCUGCCGAAUUUCGGGGUGCAAAUGGUUCCCAGAAAUUAAUGAACAUCAAGUCCUCCUUUGCCAAUCAGCUCCUGCUGGUUUCUCUGCUGGAGCAUCUUUGCCACGUCUACGCUCAAGAUCGGACGUGUUCGAGACGAUUGUUUCAACUACUCUGUAAAACAUUUACUGAGAUGGGCUUGCUUUCCGAUUUUGCCAUCUGUGAAGAAUUCAGCAGUUUGCGACUGCAGCAUAAUCGAGCCAUUACUGAACUAAUGAAAGCAGCGGAGAAGCAAAUACGCAAUGAGGAAGUUGGUCAUGGUGAUUCCUACAGAAACAAGGAGAACGAAAUCCUUUUUGAAGCACAGACAUCCCGUUACGUUAACGAAUUUGAUGAGAUUUCGAAGCUUGGGAAAGGAGGGUAUGGAACAGUAUAUAAGGUCAAAAAUAAACUUGACGGUCAAUUCUACGCGAUUAAAAAAAUCCUGAUUAAGAAAGCCACCAAACGAGACUGCAUGAAGGUCCUACGGGAAGUGAAAGUCUUGGCUCAGUUGCAGCAUCCUAACAUUGUUGGUUACCACACGGCUUGGAUGGAACAUGUUCAACCAGCAUGUCCAAAAGGUGGCUUAGUCUUAGAUCUUCCAUCUCUCAAAAUAUCUUCGGAGCCAGGAAAUUCUGAGGACCAGAGUUGCAUUCAAGAAAUGGAAGGCAGUUCCAUCAUCUUUGCCAAUCAGACUCCGGAGGAUUCUUUCGGCAGAAAUGCUAAAGGAAGCAAAGGGAAUUCUUGCACGCUUCCUCCUGGGACAUACGGCGGCAGCAGUGACAAUGACACAAGCAACAAAUCGAGGGACAACGGAAAUCAGGCCUCGCUCUUACGUUGCUGCGAUGAAAAUGGGGGCCACGCCAAUGCGAAUGAUUCUUACAGUGAUGAAGACUCAAAAGUGGAGAUACCUUCACCCCAGUCUUGUACGACCGAAUAUCACCUCAUGCUUCACAUACAAAUGCAACUGUGCGAAACCUCCUUGUGCGACUGGAUUAGCACCAGGAAUGACGUAUGUCUGACAGCCAGGGAUGCCUCUAAUCCUUAUCAUCAUAUCGAGAAACAUUGGACCUUAAAGAUUUUCCAGGAGCUGCUAGAAGGAGUGUACUAUAUCCACACUAACGGAGUCAUGCACCGGGACAUUAAAGUAAGUAAAAUACUCCUUCAAAGCUAUACUAG
Molecule: messenger RNA, 1384 nt
Organism: Pseudonaja textilis
Lineage: Eukaryota; Metazoa; Chordata; Lepidosauria; Squamata; Elapidae
Source: RefSeq, a predicted model, not a curated record